This is a messenger RNA of Gamsiella multidivaricata, 1126 nucleotides long. Its product is annotated as stomatin family protein. Lineage: Eukaryota; Fungi; Mortierellomycota; Mortierellomycetes; Mortierellales; Mortierellaceae. Bases 35 to 1126 code for a protein of 363 amino acids. Gene Ontology annotation, cellular component: membrane. The transcript is spliced from 5 exons. The record is from RefSeq and is a predicted model, not a curated record.
CACCAUUUCACCCAUAAAAGCACCAGCAGAAAACAUGCUUCGCACUACCAUAAAACUUCGUCUUCCGACGGCUGCUCCAGCAGCUCUGGUGAGGUCGACGCGUCCCAAUAUCCCACUCGCCACUGCUUUUGUUGCUCAGCGAUCCUACGCCAGUAAUCACGGCACGAACAGAUCAGGUUGGGGAGGGCCACGAAAGUCCUUGCCCAUAAACACAAUCAUUAAAUUUGUGCCUCAACAAGAGGCGUGGAUCGUUGAGCGCAUGGGCCGAUUCCAUACAACUUUAGAACCUGGUCUUCAGUUCCUGAUGCCCUUCCUAGAUCAAGUCAAGUAUGUCAGAAGCCUUAAGGAAGUAGCCAUUGAGGUUCCUAGCCAAAGCGCCAUCACUCAAGACAAUGUUACACUGGAUUUGGAUGGCGUGUUAUACUUUCGAGUAGUAGAUCCAUACAAGGCCUCAUACGGGGUCGAAGAUGCCGAGUUCUCGGUCUCUCAGCUGGCGCAGACUACUAUGCGUGCUGAAAUUGGCAUGAUGACUCUCGAUCGUACCCUAGCAGAGCGCGCUCAUCUGAAUGCCAAUAUUGUCGAGGCUAUUAAUACUGCAGCGGCGGACUGGGGCAUCCAAUGUCUUCGCUAUGAGAUCCGAGACAUCCAUCCUCCUACCAAAGUGGUCGAGAGCAUGCACCAACAGGUUUCCGCGGAACGAACCAAGCGUGCUCAGAUCUUGGAUUCUGAAGGUUCACGCCAGGCUGCUAUCAAUGUAGCUGAGGGCCUCAAGCAGUCGACCAUCCUUCAGUCCGAGGCCGAUAAGGCGGAACAAAUCAACAGAGCCACUGGUGAAGCUGAGGCUAUUCUGCUACGUGCCCAGGCCAAUGCUGAGGGGAUUCGUCGCAUCGCAGAGGCGAUAUCAAAGACUCCCGGCGGACAUCAUGCUGUCUCGUUAACGGUCGCUGACAAGUACGUCGACGCCUUUGCCCAGCUCGCCAAGGAGACCAAUACGCUUAUCUUGCCAGCGAACGCCAGCGAUGCUGCGAGUAUGGUUGCACAGGCAUUGACCGUCUACGACAAUAUCACAAAGAAGCGCAACAUUGCCCCGGAUCAGAUUAUGCCUUCUUCCGGAAAAUCCGCUUAG